AUGUCCCACUUCUACCCAACAUCCGAAUACGCAGAAGACCAACCCCUCUCCCGAACAAUCCUCACAACCCACGUCCUCAGUCGCGGCUUCCAACUCGGCACCGCAAUCGGCCUUCUAAACACCGGCGCCGCCUACCUCCUCAAACGACAACUCACCACGGCUAUCCUCCUUCGCUCAGCGGGGACGGGAGGACUCAUCGGUACUGGGAUAGCGGGUGCCGGUCUGGUGGCCCGGAUGUGGGGGAGGGAGGAGAUUGAAUGGAAAGAUCGGAGUUGGCGCAUUCGAUAUAAUACCGGUCAAGUGGCGAUUGAUAAUUGGGCGGAGCCGGGGGCGGCGUUGGGUGUGCUGGUUGUUGCUUCGAGGGGGGUGGUUGGGUCUGGGAGUGUGAUGGGAGUGGGAGGGUUGAGGGGGCUUGUUGGUGGCGCGGGCGUUGGUUCUUUGGUUGGAAUUGUUGGGUGUAUGGCUGCGAGGCGGGUAUUGGGGGUGAAGGAUGCGAAUGGGGAGUUGUGA
Penicillium subrubescens is the source of this 510-nucleotide messenger RNA. RefSeq lists its product as uncharacterized. Lineage: Eukaryota; Fungi; Ascomycota; Eurotiomycetes; Eurotiales; Aspergillaceae. The record is from RefSeq and is a predicted model, not a curated record. The transcript has a single exon. The coding region runs from base 1 to 510 and encodes 169 amino acids.